This is a messenger RNA of Phasianus colchicus (ring-necked pheasant), 1663 nucleotides long. RefSeq names its product thioredoxin interacting protein (gene TXNIP). Gene Ontology annotation, molecular function: ubiquitin protein ligase binding. NCBI's taxonomy places the organism in Eukaryota, Metazoa, Chordata, Aves, Galliformes, Phasianidae. Gene Ontology annotation, biological process: protein transport. The record is from RefSeq and is a predicted model, not a curated record. Gene Ontology annotation, cellular component: cytoplasm.
UCACUCAGCUGAGCGCCGCGGGCGGAGCGCGGAGCGCGGAGCGGAGCCGGGAGAGCGACGAACCUCCGAGCGCGAAGCAGCGGCCCGCAGCCCCGCCCGCAGCCAUGGUGAUGUUCAGGAAAGUGAAGACGUUCGAGGUGUGGCUGACGGAACCCGACAAGGUGUACAGCAGCGGGGAGAAGGUGGCCGGCCGCGUGGUGCUGGAGGUGGCCGAGGUGACGCGGGUCAGCGCCGUGCGGGUCCAGGCGUGCGGCAGAGCGCGGGUCAAUUGGGCCAAAGGACCCCAGCAGUGCCGGCAGGAGCUGCAGUACCUGCGCUACGAGGAUGUGCUCAGCCUGGACGAACAGCCUGCGGACGAGGACGGCUCCGUAAUCCUCCGGCCGGGCAAUAAAUACGAGUACAAGUUUGGAUUCGAGCUGCCCCAGGGCCCCCUCGGCACCACCUUCAAGGGGAAGUACGGCUGCGUGGAUUAUUGGGUGAAGGCUCUCCUGGAUCGGCCCUCCUUCCCCACGCAGGAGGUGAAGAAGCGUUUUGAGGUGAUGGACCCCGUGGACGUCAACACCCCCGAGCUGCUGUCCCCCGUUGCUGCCAAGAAGGAGAAGAAAGUGUCCUGCAUGUUCAUCCCCGACGGCCGCGUCUCCGUCAGCGCCCAGAUCGACAGGAAGGGCUUCUGUGAAGGCGAUGAGAUCUGCAUCAACGCCGACUUUGAGAACACGUGCUCCCGAAUCGUGGUGCCCAAAGCUGCCAUCGUGGCCAAGCACACGUACCUGGCGGGCGGGCAGACCAAAGUGUUCACCCAAAAGCUGUCGUGCGUCAGGGGCAAUCACAUCAUCUCGGGGAUGUCGGAAAGCUGGAGGGGCAAAACCAUCCGCGUGCGCAAACUGAAGCCGUCCAUCCUGGGUUGCAACAUCCUGCGCGUGGAGUAUUUCCUGCAGAUCUACGUGAGCGUGCCGGGCUCCAAGAAAAUCAUCCUGGAGCUGCCCCUCGUCAUCGGCAGCCGCUCCGGCAUCGGCAGCCGCAGCUCCAGCAUGGCCAGCCAAGCCAGCUCUGAGAUGAGCUGGGUGGAUCUCAACCUCCCCGAUGCUCCAGAAGCCCCGCCGUGCUAUCUGGACAUCGUGCCCGAGGACCACCGGCUGGAGAGCCCCACCACCCCGCUGCUGGACGACCCCGAUGGCUUCGACAGCCCCAUCUUCAUGUAUGCGCCCGAGUUCAAGUUCAUGCCGCCGCCCACCUACACCGAGGUGGACCCCUGCGUGGCCAACAGCACCAACAACAACACCACCAACACCACCACCAACACCAACAGCACCACGGUGCAGUGACCGCACGCUGCUGGCCUUCGCUUCCGACCUGCAGGCGCUGGAGCCGUGAGCCAGCCGUGAAGCAGCACCCACCGCCGGCAGACCCCCCGCAGCAGCACCUAUGGGUGCUGCGGACCCCAAAGAAGAGAGAGGGGGAGGGAAGGGGGGGGGUGGGGUGCUUUGGGGCUCAGUUUGGGGCUCCCAUAGCUGUGUGUGUCUGUCUGUCCGUCCGGCCGGCCGGCGCUGACCGCUGGCUGUGCUGGGUGCAGCCCAGGUCCCAGCUGCUGCUCUCAGGUUUUGAGUUCUGUGCAUUUCCCGACCCCAGUGGGGUGCUGAGCCAUAAAGGGGGAGGGGGGGGGGUU